UGUAGAGCGGUGUGCGUGGUAGAGGCACAUCGUGCGUGGCGCCCACACUCCAUACUUUAAAACGAUAUUUAUUAUUUAUUCCAAUGUAUCACUGACAAGUGGUUUCAAAGGCAUUUACGGAAGCAUUAAGACUUCCACAAAAAGGGCAGCUUCAUAUGAAAAUGUCUACAAAAUCAACUAUUUAUACCAUUCUCAACACUGUAGUCGUUUACCUUCGGCUCUUUCUCGACAAAAUGUUGGACUUCCUGUUCUCACUGUACUGGGACGACAAGAAGCAGAUCAUUCCAGACUUGGAUAAGAGGCACGCGAUCCUCACGGAAAGCGCCGUGACCCUUGCCAAGAAGAUCAAGGCGAAGGAGCUCAAGUCAGAGGACCUGGUGCGAGCCGUUAUUGAGAGGAUAAAAGAGGUCAACCCGAUAAUAAACGCGAUAGUGAGUGACAGGUACGAAGCCGCGCUUGAGGACGCCAGGCAGGUCGACAGGCUGGUCGCUGCGGGACUUUCUGAUCAAGAUGCUGACAAACCUUUCUUAGGUGUGCCGUUCACGACAAAAGAAAGCCAGGAGAUAAAAGGCUUCUGCAAUACGAUGGGGCUGUGGUCGCGUCGCAACGUUGUCUCCAAGGAGGACAGCGACGCGGUCAUGCUGCUGAAGAGUGCCGGCGCCAUCCCGCUCGCCGCCACCAACCUGCCGGAGUUACUCAUUUGGCAAGAGACCCGCAACCCGGUGUACGGCAUGACCCUCAACCCGCACCACACGGGCCGCUCGCCAGGGGGCUCCAGCGGCGCCGAGGCCGCACUCUGCGCUACCUUUGCUACACCCAUUAGCCUCUGUUCGGACAUCGGCGGCUCGACGCGCAUGCCGGCGUUCUACUGCGGCAUGUUCGGGCACCACCCCACCGCAGGCAUCACCAGCAUUAAGGGUGUGUUUUUCCGCAAGGGCGACGAGGGCGACACCAUGUUCUGUCUGGGCUUCAUAUCGCGCUGCGUGGAGGACCUGGCGCCGCUCACCAAGGUCAUCGCCGGAAACAAGGCGCACCUCCUCAACCUCGACAAGAAUGUCAAUAUUAAGGACAUUAAAUUCUACUACAUGGAGUCUGCCGACGAUCGCCUGGUCAGCCCUGUCCGCCAGGAGAUGAAGAACGCUAUGCAAAGGGUGGUGAGCAAGCUGAGCGAGGAGGUGAGCGCUCCGGAGCGGUACUCGCACGCGGGCUUCCGGCACAUGUACCGCCUGUGGAGCUACUGGAUGUCCCGCGAGCCCGACGACUACAUGGCCUUGUACGGGGACGGGCAAACACCUAACGCCUUCCUAGAACUCGCCAAGAAGUGUGUGGGCAUGAGCCAUCACUGCCUGUUCACCAUCCUACGGCUGUUCGAGCUGAAAUACCUGCCCAACGUCGACACCGCCUGGGCCGAGAGCAUCACCAAGGAGAUGAAGGAAGAUCUAUUCGGCAAGCUGGGUGACAACGGAGUGCUGCUGCUGCCGAGCAGCCCGCACGCGGCACCCUUCCACUACUCAGCUGUGCUGCGACCAUUCAACUUCUCAUACUUUGGUAUCGUCAACGUGCUCAAGUGCCCGGCGACACAGGUGCCGCUGGGUACGAACAGCGUGGGUCUGCCGAUCGGCAUUCAGGUGCUGGCGGCGCCGCACAACGACCGCCUGUGCCUCGCCGUCGCCAAGUAUCUGGAGAAAGAGUUCGGCGGAGCUAUCAUGGCCUGCAAAGUUAAAACAUAAUGUAUUUUGUAUUUUUUUAAGUAAUUAAAUAAA
This is a messenger RNA of Papilio machaon (common yellow swallowtail), 1763 nucleotides long. RefSeq names its product fatty-acid amide hydrolase 2. The transcript is spliced from 12 exons. The coding region runs from base 156 to 1730 and encodes 524 amino acids. Lineage: Eukaryota; Metazoa; Arthropoda; Insecta; Lepidoptera; Papilionidae. The record is from RefSeq and is a predicted model, not a curated record.